Saccharomyces cerevisiae S288C is the source of this 2037-nucleotide messenger RNA. RefSeq names its product Ptr3p (gene PTR3). Bases 1 to 2037 code for a protein of 678 amino acids. Lineage: Eukaryota; Fungi; Ascomycota; Saccharomycetes; Saccharomycetales; Saccharomycetaceae. The transcript has a single exon. Gene Ontology annotation, cellular component: plasma membrane. The record is from RefSeq and is marked reviewed.
AUGCACUCUCAUAGACAAAAGUGGGGCCGCCAGACGGAUAUAGCGAGGGUGCUCGACGAUAUAGAACACGACCUCUAUCUACCGCAACGGCUAUCACUCGAUGGUGCAACUGGUACUGACGAAUCACAUGUGCAAUACGGUAUAGUCAAAGACUGCUCUGUGCUUACGUGUGGCUGCUGUAUAUCUGAAUCGCUAUUCAAUGAUUUAUGCAGGGAAACUUCGAACAAGCAAACUGCGUGUCCCAUCUGUCAGCGAGAAAAUGUUCGACUACUUUCAGCCAUCAAGCCGCUGCGAGAUUUGGCUCGUCAGAUUGACUUCUUCAGAAGUACUACCGGACAGGGCGAAAGCGAAAGCGAUGAGCUCCCCGCUAUAGUAAAGACUUCACCAUCAUCAUCAUCACUAUCGCUAACGCCAUCGCGCUCUUCCUCCACUGCUGGGCUAGAAGCUGAUAACAAGACACUAUCAGACCCUACAGUUAAGGAGAAAUCAUCACUGCUCGAACUCUUCCAUAUUGUGGCUUCGAAGAUGCAUAAUGCGAAUACAGAGGUAGGGUCGGACCACCCACUCACGACUGGCACCACCCGUGAUCAAGAAGAACACACCACUAAGGAGAAUUACUCAAGCAGCUUACUCGAGCCCAACUAUGACGACCACGCGAACUGGAAAAUCCUGGAUAAUGCCUCGAACACAAGAACUGUGCCGAUAGAUAACAACUUCUCUUUGAUGUCUACGGACGUUACAAUACCUUCCACAGCAAACUACCAAACAAAUAGUGCACAUGAUCUGGACGAAGAAAAGGAGUACUUUUUUGCCAACUGUUUCCCCAUGUACAGAAAAAAAUUUCAGUUCAACACACACCCCAAAUUCCUAGGGACGAAAUCCAAAUUAUUCAUCAACCAAAGCAUUUCUCCCGAUUGCACCAAAUUUGCUCUAAUUACUGAACACAAGUGGGAAAUUUAUUCGAUUAAUCCGAAGGACAACUCUCCUCAACUAGUAUCAUGUGGCAAGUCUAGUGGAGAAUAUGGUCCCAACUUCAACCAACUAACAGAGCAAUCGUCAUCUUCACUCUCCACUACUUCUCAAGCGUCAAAAAAGAAAAAGAAAAACUGGAGCCAACGUUUUUGCAAACUUUCCAAUGAUUUCUUGAUAAUAUCGGGUUCGCAAAACAUUCUUAAUGUACACGACAUACACCAAAACGGCAAACUCAUCUAUACCUACGUGUCGAGAUUCCCCAUCCGAUGCAUAGACAUAGAUCCAAGGUCGCAGAUAAUAGCCUACGGAAUCACCGGAAAGGAUAGACAUACAGGCGCGGAACAAGCAUUAGUCGUGAUCCAACAAAUUACCAGAAAUAAAGUGACUUUGGAGCCCGAGUUCCCCCCACCAAUCACCAUAACACUUCCAUACAGAGAUCCCAUCAAUACCAUACAACUUUCGCACGACGCCAAGUAUCUGACAUGUUCGACCGCGCUAGAGUCGCGGUUCUUGAUCAUAUCUUUGCAGAAAAUAAACGAACCAAGACUGAUAAUGAAAAGUGUUCGGUCCAUAGACACUUCCUUAGAAUCUGAAGGUAUCACUGACACAAAACUUUUCCCAGGAAAUCCAAAUCUGAUGUGUAUCACAUCAACAGCAUUCAAUUCAUCUCCACUGGUCAUAAACACCAAAAUCACCCAAAUUAACGGUGUACGGACCGUGGCACAACCAUCCAUGCUUAUAAGGGUAGAUGAGAUUGGAUGCAAGAUUCACAAGUGCGAAAUAUCACCAAGAAACGACGCAAUUGCCUUCCUCGACCGCAACGGAUCAGUUUACAUCAUGUGUGCCCCCACCAUGAUGGACAACAACGAAAAAAGAAGGACAAUCCUCGUUGAAACCGUGGCAAAUGCCUACAGGGCUUAUGAAUCAGCUACUUUGCGGUUUAACCCAGAGGGCAACAAGCUUUAUAUUCUCGACAGAAAGGGGACUUUCUUUGUGGAAGACUUUGCAUAUGGCUUGCCCCAAUCUCGCGAAAUCACCAAAUGUAAGCAAAUAUUCCACAAAUAA